AUGACCGAAGCAGAAGCCCCGAAAGGACUUGCAGCCAAGCUCGACAAGAAGCGCAAGCGCCAGGCCGAGGAAUCUACCAAGCAAGACAAGCCUGAAACUGCGCCUGCAGCCGCCGGCGGGGAUGAAUCGAACAAGAAGAAGCGCAAGAAGAACAAGAAUAAGAAGAAGCAGCCUGAGCAGGAUGUCAAAACUCAAGAGCGCAAGGGUGGUGUUGACGAGUCUAUCGGCAAGAUGGAUGGGCGGUUGUUGGCCGAUUACUUUGCUCAGCGAGCGCAAAAGCUCGAUAAAGAGCUUUCGGCGGUGGAAUUGAGCGAUCUUUCAGUGCCAGACUCUGCUUUCCUCGACACCACAUCGUUCUCCGACUCCAGGACCUUGGAGAAGCUCCCCGAUUUCCUCAAGGCAUUCAGCCCAAAGGGCGCCGACCUUUCAAAGGCGUCAGAGAAGAAGGGUACACCUCAUACUUUGGUUGUUUCUGCCGCAGCGCUCAGAGCCGCAGACGUUGUUAGGGCGCUCCGAGGCUUCCAAACAAAGGAAGCAAUUGUCGGAAAACUUUUCGCCAAGCAUAUCAAGCUGGAGGAAGCGAAGCAGUUCCUCGAACGUGCACGGACUGGAAUUGGCGCUGGAACACCUGCUAGGAUAUCUGAUUUGAUCGAGUGUGGUUCGCUUAACGUGGACGAGCUUGAGCGCAUUGUCAUUGACGGCUCGCAUAUCGACCAGAAGCAGCGCGGUAUCUUCGACAUGAAGGAGACUCAUCUCCCACUGUUGCAGCUGUUGACUCGUCCAGAGCUGCGCGACCGUUACGGCGCUUCAAAGAAGAAGGUGCAGAUUCUGGUGUUCUGA
Penicillium cataractarum is the source of this 840-nucleotide messenger RNA. RefSeq lists its product as uncharacterized. The transcript is spliced from 5 exons. The coding region runs from base 1 to 840 and encodes 279 amino acids. Lineage: Eukaryota; Fungi; Ascomycota; Eurotiomycetes; Eurotiales; Aspergillaceae. The record is from RefSeq and is a predicted model, not a curated record. Gene Ontology annotation, cellular component: nucleus; 90S preribosome.